Dibothriocephalus latus is the source of this 282-nucleotide messenger RNA. NCBI's taxonomy places the organism in Eukaryota, Metazoa, Platyhelminthes, Cestoda, Diphyllobothriidea, Diphyllobothriidae. The record is from the annotation of a GenBank genome assembly.
AUGUGCACAGUACUUGAACACAAGCAGGAAUAUGGCUUCGGAUUGCGGCUGGACAAUGCCUGCUGUGAAAAACUGCCCGUCUCAGGAGCUGCUCCCAAACGUCAGGCAAGCGUGCGGCAGAACAGCGAAUCCUCCGCCUGGUACCGACAGUUUGUUUCUUCCACUUCACAGACCAACUGGAAGUUCUACGUCUUUAGUCUCAUCAUUGACAGCCUCUUUGAUUCCUACUGUGAUAAGCUGGCUCGACCAACACUGCUCCUUGCCGCAAUUGCGCCACUGUAA